GAGGAGGCUGCGGUGGUGGUCGCGGGUGAGGGAGGAGGACGGGAGUGGCUCUGAUCGCCGCUCGGCUCUUUCCGGCUUUGCUCGGCUCCGCUCGACCCUCCCCGGCUGCUUUCGGGCGGCUCAGCCCUCCGCCUUCCCAUGUCGGACGUGCUGGCCGCCGCCGCCGCCGCCGUGGGCACCCGCUUCGAACCCUCCGCGGCCAACGGCUUGGGAGGCGGCGGCGGCGACAGUUGCCCCGCUGGCGGGGCUGGAGACGACGAGAAGAAGCCGCGCCUCACGCCUCCGCUGCCGCCUUCCUCAGAGAAUGAAGAUUCAGAUCAAAGACCAGAAUCUACUUUCCAGGCAGCUGCCACAUCUGAAAAUGAUGCCUUGCAGUGCAGGCUGCAGAGUGGGUCACCUGUGAAUGCAGAGGCUACAAAGGAUUGUGGAAGUGCUGAUGAUAGUCUGAAAGAGCGAGAUGUAGAAGGAAAGGAAGAGAUCCUAACUGAUCAACAUCAGCACCCAAAAGAGGAGGAAGUAGUGCGGAUGACAAAGUAUCCUGCCCCACAAGGACCAGGUGAUAUAGUCAUGAUACAGUCUGAAUACACAGGAGCAGUAGAUGUCCUUACAGCAGAGCUGGAAACUACAGAUUUACUGGGUGAGCAGAAGAAAGCUCGUCCUCCACCCCUGAUUCCACCCGCUACUUGGACAAGCGCCAAGAUAAGGGAGUUCAAAACAAAGAUGACAAAGGAGAAGAAUGCCCGAAUGGUAGUGAAACGGGGUGAAGUGUUAACGGUCCGGGUGCCAACUCACCCUGAUGGGAAGCGUGUCUGCUGGGAGUUUGCCACAGAAGAUUAUGACAUUGGCUUUGGGGUCUAUUUUGAUUGGACUUCUGUUACUAGCACUGCAAUUACUGUGCAAGUUAGUGAAUCAAGUGAUGAAGAAGAUGAAGAAGAAGAGUUUGAAGGACCUAUUCCAGUAGGUGAUGUGGAAAGAGGCUCCAGAAGCUAUUUGCGAAACCGUUAUGGGGAGAUCAUGCCUGUCUACCGAAGGGAUAGCCACCGGGAAGUGCAAGUAGGCAGCCACGAUUAUCCAGGCGAGGGCAUCUACUUGCUCAAAUUUGACAAUUCUUACUCACUCCUACGCAACAAGAUUCUCUUCUUCCAUGUCUAUUAUACCAGCUAGAGCAGUUAAUGAGAUUUGGAGUGGGCGGGCCAUAAGACACCAAAGCAAGCUGCCUGUCAUGACUAGUAUCUCCUAUCAGGCACACACUUGAUGGCUGAAUCUCUAUGCUUAUGUAUGGAUUACUUCCUUCAACUCUUCCUCACUGUUAAAGUGAUGCACGUGGUUAUUGGCAGCUCGUUUGUUUUAUGCAGACACCAAUCUGAGAGCUUAGCUAUAGAAAGCAAAUCACUGGACCAGGUUCAGGUGUCUGCUUUUACUUUCUAUUGCACUUACAUGAACUGAAGUUGAAAUAUGCCUUUUGGGGUAAAUAUAUUCUUACCUUCUAGUCGGCUAUCUCAAAUAAUCACUGGGAUCAGCUGCCAAAGCAGCCUGUAGAAACUGCAUUGUUACUAUGCUGCAGUGCACUGCCAUUUGCUUGGUCUCUGGGAAGCUUCUGAAAUGGCACAUAUGUAUGCCAUCCAGCCCAUUGCCAGCCUGUCUUCUCUCUUCUAGUUCCGUGCAAAUGUAGCUAGUUUAUUGUAAGGCAAAAUUGGUGUGUAUUUGCUGGUAUAGAUACCUGGAUUUCACAGCUUGUCUGAAGUAAUUUUAAGUUACAUGUAUUUUUUCUCAGAAAGGGCACAAAAUGGAAGAAGGAAGCAUAAACCAAAUAAUUCUAGUCAAGCAAUUCACCAAACAAAGAUUCUUCCUCCGCCAGACCUUUUGGGGCUAAUGUUAUGUUCGUUGGUUGACUGUUUGCCUGAGUUCAGUGUAGCUUAAGACAGGGGUGUCAAACCCAAAAUGGGCUGGUGUGUCAACAAGUGGAUGCAUU
Molecule: messenger RNA, 1972 nt
Organism: Zootoca vivipara (common lizard)
Lineage: Eukaryota; Metazoa; Chordata; Lepidosauria; Squamata; Lacertidae
Gene: TMED8
Product: transmembrane p24 trafficking protein family member 8
Source: RefSeq, a predicted model, not a curated record